Pterocles gutturalis (yellow-throated sandgrouse) is the source of this 487-nucleotide messenger RNA. RefSeq names its product RAF proto-oncogene serine/threonine-protein kinase-like. Gene Ontology annotation, biological process: signal transduction. The record is from RefSeq and is a predicted model, not a curated record. Lineage: Eukaryota; Metazoa; Chordata; Aves; Pterocliformes; Pteroclidae. The transcript is spliced from 4 exons. The annotation marks the transcript as partial.
UGAUGUACUUCGUCCUUUUGUCAUAGGACUUCAUCCACUUAAAGGAAAAUUAAAGACUGCAUCAAUGGAGCACAUUCAGGGAGCUUGGAAGACCAUCAGUAAUGGUUUUGGACUCAAGGAUUCUGUCUUUGAUGGCCCAAACUGUAUCUCACCUACCAUUGUCCAGCAGUUUGGUUAUCAACGUCGAGCAUCUGAUGAUGGCAAAAUAUCAGAUACUUCCAAAACUAGUAAUACUAUUCGUGUUUUCUUGCCCAACAAGCAGCGCACGGUGGUAAAUGUGCGAAAUGGAAUGACCUUACAUGAUUGUCUUAUGAAGGCACUUAAAGUGAGAGGUCUGCAGCCAGAAUGCUGUGCAGUUUUUCGACUUCUUACUGAACCAAAAGGAAAAAAAGUGCGUUUGGAUUGGAAUACAGAUGCUGCCUCCUUGAUUGGAGAGGAACUACAAGUGGACUUCCUUGAUCACGUUCCUCUCACUACACACAAUUUU